AUGCCCACCACACCCCUUGUACUGUCGUACGAUUGGAAAAAUCUCCUUUGCCGCUACUAUCCUUCACUCUCCCUCGCGCCUUAUGAACCUAGUUCCCACAAGGUUCUCACUCUUUUCCUUCACUUCGCUUCGCUUCUAAAGUUGGUUCGAUGGAAGUACUUUCAGGGGAUUACGCUUUCCAAGCAGUGGUUUUCCCUAGAAUGGAAGCUUAAGGAAGAUGUUUACCCUGUUCAGCUAAAUACCCCUGUUGAAGCUUUGUUGAAGGAGGCAGAAAAAAUUGAUAAGCCUUGGCUGCUUGCGGGUGAUUUCAACACAACUAAAUCCCUGGACGGGGAUGGCUCCAGCAAUGUUAUGAGGAAAUGCGCUAAAUUUGCGUCAUGGAUUGAUGAUUGCGGGUUGAUAGAUUUGGGAUUCACAGGCCCGAAAUUCACAUGGCGGAAAGCCAUAUAUGAAGGCAUCUGUGAGACACUUACCGAGGGUAUACUCGGAUCACUGCCUAAUCCUAAUCGACAGAAAUGGAUCUCGACCUCCCCCUUUUGCUUCUCGGCCGUUUCGGUUUCGCCUGGUUUACACACAAAGAGUCCGAUUUUCCUUAGUCCAAGGGCAAUCUCAGGUUACAUCCAAGCUUGGGUUGGGGAUCAAGCUUUAGUGGAGGUGUGUCCGGAUAUGCAACAUACGCCUUGUGUGGUGUCUGAUUUUUUCUCAGUAACAGGGUGGGAUGUCGCUGCUCUUACUGUUUUUCUUCCGGAGGAGCGUAAGGUCCCUUUCUCUGGUAGGUCCGAUUGGAUUAAGGAUACUAUGGAUUCAGACCUACCGUUCACUAGUUCAGCUCGUGUCGCUUCUUUGACUUCACUGCGCUUCGAAAAGUUUGUUCCGUUCUCCAUUUAA
This is a messenger RNA of Striga asiatica, 888 nucleotides long. The record is from the annotation of a GenBank genome assembly. Lineage: Eukaryota; Viridiplantae; Streptophyta; Magnoliopsida; Lamiales; Orobanchaceae.